This is a messenger RNA of Siniperca chuatsi (mandarin fish), 4265 nucleotides long. Its product is annotated as neuronal acetylcholine receptor subunit beta-2-like. Gene Ontology annotation, cellular component: postsynaptic membrane; neuron projection; synapse. Lineage: Eukaryota; Metazoa; Chordata; Actinopteri; Centrarchiformes; Sinipercidae. Gene Ontology annotation, biological process: nervous system process; monoatomic ion transmembrane transport; chemical synaptic transmission. Gene Ontology annotation, molecular function: acetylcholine-gated monoatomic cation-selective channel activity; transmembrane signaling receptor activity. The transcript has 6 exons. The coding region runs from base 616 to 2115 and encodes 499 amino acids. The record is from RefSeq and is a predicted model, not a curated record.
GAUUGGAGAAGAUAAGGUUGGUUUCAAUGGCUGCUGGGUAUUAAAUGUCUUCCCUAGGGGGAUUUCUGACUGUUGUCGCUUCCUGUUUGUUGUCAUGUCAAACUGUGUCCAUCAAGACGAGAGUGAAACUGACGCCCGACGGGGGAGCACACUGGGCGGGCAAGGCGAUGUAAGGAACCGGGGCGCUUAAAUCUUUUAUCUGAAGAAUGGCCGCUUCGGCGAUAUCAGGAUUGGCGUGUCCCCACUAGCUCCUGCCAGAUAUUCUAGAGGAAAACGUUGUUUGCAUCGCUCAAUUAGAAUUAAGGGGGACUCUGCUCUCUACAGCCGGUUUCCGCUGCGCGCAAUCACAGCUCCAGGACCAGCGGUGGAGUCGGUGCGCUCUGGCAGAAAGCAUCCAGCCUCCUCAUUUCAGAGCUCAGACAGCAGUCAGUUCUUCUCUCCAUGCCUCCGAGCCUCAGCUACCGGCCGAUAUUUGCGGAAUCCCUCGCAAUGAAACCGAUAUAAUCCAGCCUGCCUUUUUCUUUUACUUCACAUCGAGGGCAGAAAAGAGGAAAACCCACGCGAGAAACACUCUCUAAGUUUUAGCUUGUCUGUCGCACUGGAGGGGGGGAAGCGAUGGCAGCCCCGGUGAAAGCAGCGUUUGCUCUCCUGGUUCUCACCGUGGCAACUGCCUUGGGUGCGGAGGUGGAGGAGCGGCUGGUGAGUCACCUGUUGUCACCAGAGCGCUACAACAAGCUGAUCAGACCUGCUGUUAAUAACAGCCAGCAGGUCACCAUUUACAUUCAGGUGUCUCUAGCCCAGCUGAUCAACGUGAAUGAGAGGGAGCAAAUCAUGACCACCAACUGUUGGCUCAGUCAGGUAUGGAAUGACUACAGAUUAAUGUGGGACCCGGAAGAGUACGAGGGAAUCAAGAAAAUCCGUCUCCCGUCACAACACAUCUGGCUGCCAGACAUCGUCCUCUACAACAAUGCUGAUGGCACCUAUGAAGUCUCCUUCUACUCCAAUGCUGUGGUCUCCAACAAUGGCGAGGUUGCCUGGCUCCCACCAGCUAUCUACAAGUCAGCCUGCAAAAUCGAAGUCCGUGAUUUCCCUUUUGACCAGCAGAACUGCACCCUCAAGUUUCGCUCCUGGACCUACGACCACACUGAGAUUGAUCUCAUCCUCCUCAGUGAUUUUGCCUCACGUGACGACUUUAAACCCAGCGGUGAGUGGGAUAUUGUUUCACUGCCUGGACGCAAGAAUGAAGACCCUAAUGACAUCAAGUACCUGGAUAUCACCUAUGACUUUAUUAUCAAGAGAAAACCUCUGUUCUACACCAUCAACCUGAUCAUUCCCUGCAUUCUGAUCACGUCGCUGGCUAUUCUGGUGUUCUACCUACCAUCAGACUGUGGUGAGAAGAUGACUCUCUGUAUCUCUGUCCUCUUGGCCCUGACUGUGUUUUUACUCCUUAUCUCAAAGAUUGUGCCACCUACGUCUUUAGCUGUGCCUCUGAUUGGGAAGUACCUGAUGUUUACAAUGGUGCUGGUCACCUUUUCCAUCGUCACCAGCGUUUGCGUGCUUAACGUACACCAUCGGUCCCCCAGCACGCACACCAUGCCACCUUGGGUCAAGCGAGUCUUCCUGUACCGGCUCCCCUCUUACCUUUUCAUGCGGAGACCUGGUAGCUCCAACAUCCGAGAGAGGUUCCGGAAAAAACACCAGCAGCGAUCGUACUCUGACCAGAAGCUGCGUGGAGAGGAUGGAGGGGCUGGAAGUCCUGCAGGAAUGGCAGAUUCAUCCUCAUCCUUCUUCGUGAACGAGGAGUCGGCCAAACGCUACGGCCACAAGAUCAGCGACUUGUCAGAGAACACAGACUUCAGGAAGAGGAUGACGCUCAAGUGCAAUAUUGACGUGGAGGAUGCGGUGGAUGGAGUGCGCUACAUCGCUGAGAAGAUGAAGAGUGAGGAUGAUGAUGAAGGGAUCAUUGAAGACUGGAAGUACGUGGCCAUGGUGAUCGACCGUCUCUUCCUGUGGAUCUUUGUGCUGGUGUGUGUGGUCGGGACUUUGGGCCUCUUCAUGCAGCCUCUGUUCCAGAGUUACAACACGCCCAUUAUUGAUGACAUGGACCAUAAAUAAAAUCUGAAACCUGAACUUUGAUCUCAACAUGACCCAGACAUGAACUUUGAGUCCCCCCCAGAAACAGAGCUCUGACAACAUUUUAACACAUGAACUCACACUUCUGCCUCGCACCACACGCUCACUGGGAAAUGAUAAUUAUGCACUUCAGCCCUCUUCCAUCACCUGGUCCCUUCCUUACUUCCACCCCUUGCCUUUUUCAUCCUCCAUGUCUCCUGCCAUACUCUGAUCCACUCAUCUGUCAUUGACAGAGGAACUUGGAUUUAUUUAUUUUUAGUUAACUUAAUGGAUAAUUCUAGUCUAUAACAACUUGGGUCACAUUUUCAUAGUUUUGGCCAUCAUUCAGUAGAUAGAUGAAGAAUGAUGGAGAUCGUAUUGUUAAUUCAGGAGACCUGGUUAUAUGGCAGCAUUGCUGGUCAACCAAUUACCAGGACACCCCCAUACCCCCAGAUUAGCCAAAUAUGGAAGAGAAAACAAAGUCAAAUUUAUAACCCAAAAUGUCUGUUGUAGCAUCAAUCACAGUUGACUAAUAAACACUGGUGUGUUUAAUUAUAUCAUAAUCAAAAGAAAUAAUGGCCAAAACUAUAAAAAACAAAACCCAAGUUAAAUUAAACCAGAAUCUUUUAAUUUAAAAUAUGAAGUGAAACCACCUAUCAGCCUUGAUGCUCUUUCUUGGCGAUCAAUAUAGAUCUGCAGUUCUCCAAGGAUUGAAAUGUAAUUUUCUAUUUCUAUUUAAAAAUAAAACCUUUACCCGAAAUGGUCAAGUUUAAAGUAUGUUGACCCCUAUCACUGUUCACAAAGGUUUACCUGGCCAUCAGCAACUCAGGACUUAAUUUUGUUCUCUUUAUAACCGACUUGGAUUUGCUCCUUUCUUCCGUCCCAUCUCUCUUUAUCUAAAUCAAAUUUGAAUGGCCCUAACAUGACAUUAUGGGGGCUAGUAUGCAUACAACAAGACACUAUUCUUUGUUGUUAGUUCUCUUUUUUGUUGACUCAAAGAGAGAAAGAGCCCAAAGAUGAACAAAGCCACCGAAACUCACAAACAGACUCAUUUUGCAGAUAUGGGCCUCACAUUGACAACACAUCCCCCUAAGAGAAGAAGAUGAAUCCCUUCUGUGUAGAUACAUAGAAGACUCACCUCCCUGUGUCCUUUUGCCAAUAGCACACAUACUGUAUGAAAUUCUAAUAUUUGCCUUGAAAAUGAGAACGAGAGGGGACACAAAAUAGCUAACUGUUGGACUGCUCAAAUAAUAAUGGAUGGGUGUGUAAGGGGGUGCCCAGCCUGUUCUUACCCUCACACACACUUCACUGUGUGGAUCUGACAUAAUAGACUGAUCAAAUCUAUGACAAGCUGUGGUUGUGGUGUUUAAAAGCAGCCAUAUUUUAAAUGAAGAAGGGACGUUACAAUAGUGCUAAAAAAAUACAAAACUUAAAACCAAUGACCAUUAGGCUGUUGUUACUCACCAUGCUUCUUUUAAAGGUUCAGUACCCUGGUUUCAUCAAAGCAGUGCUCGUCAGCAUCCAUCACCAAGGAAACCAGCAGCAAUAAAUAUUGUACUGUAUUUUAUACACACUGACCUGGGGGAAAAUUUGCAGUCUGGCUCUUCACAUGCUUUAUCUUCCAUCAUAUUGUAUGCUUGAUUAUCUCAGUCUGUUCUCAGAGACGUUACUUGAAUCCGUGUCCAGUAAUUAUUUCUAAGAGGUAUUAUAACUCGUCACUGUCAUAACUCACUCAUCUGUCACUGCUACCAAAGCUAGCCAAGGAAAAGGUGUACUGUACUAAUCCAGCUGUAUUGAUUGCUUUCAUCUUUGUUUUUUCUGUGGAUGGAAUGAAACAUACUCUUUUUCUGAGUUUUGUCUGUCUAGACAAUAAAUGCUGAGAAUUACAGGAAGCGACUGAGAUGGGAGCUGAUGUCUUGCUAACCGGAUCAAUAAAGGGAAAUGACAGCAACAAGCAGACCUGAUGAAUUACAUGAACAUGAAUCGGUCAUUCUCUCCUGCAGUCUUUCAUUCAACAUUAAACAUAAACAUGUCUCAGUUUCUAUAUUAAGCUCAGUAUCUCUCCUCCAGCUCUUUCACUCUUAUGUGUGUGUUUAACAAGUUAUUUGAGUAUCACCUUGUUAAGGAUGUGACAAAGUAAAAGCUUAAACACC